AGAACCAGCUUCGAGGAUUAAUAAAAUAAAUAGGUAAAUUAAUAAUAGACAAGUUAGGCUUAGAGGUUAAUAUAAAUAUUUUUAGAGCUACAAUUAUUCUUUUUGGCAGUGCUAGUGCAAACUAUUAGCAACAACUAAACUAAUCUAAUUAAUAAUAAAAGCUAGACUUUUAUACCAUAAAUUGGGUUCGCAUUUGGACCUAAUUUUUUGGGAUAGUUUUUUGGAUAACUUUAGCAGGUUUUUGGUCGGGCUUAUCGCUGUGCCUAACCAUUGACUGUUAAAGGUAUAAUUUUGGACUCUAUACCGGUUGUUAGUUGCUAAAAAGAAAAUAAAACGAAUUUUAUACCAUAAAUUGGGUUUGCUUUUGGACCUAAUUUUUUGGGAUAGCUUUUUGGAUAACUUUAGCAGGUUUUUUGGUCGGGCUAAUUACUGUGCCUAACCAUUAACUGUUAAAGGUAUAUUUUUGGACUUAUACCGGUUUUAUAAUUUUAGUUGCUAAAAAUAAAAGAAUUGUUAUAAAAUAAAUUGGGUCUGCAUUUGGACCUAAUUUUUUGGGAUAGCUUUUUUGGAUAACUUUAGCAGGUUUUUGGUCGGGCUUAUCGCUGUGCCUAACCAUUGACUGUUAAAGGAAUAUUUUUGGACUUUUACCGGUUUUUAUAAUUCUAGUCGCUAAAAAAUAAAAGAAUUUAUUGGGGCCACUUUGGGAUAAAUUUAAGUAGGUUCUUGGUCGGGCUUAUUAUUGUGCCUAACCAUAAAUUGAUUGGGGUAUACUUUUGGACUCUUUUUUUGUAAUUUAGUUGCCAAAAGAAAAUAAAAGAAAGAAUUUAAUAAGAUAGAUUGGGUUAGAUUGAGACCUAGUUUUAGAAUAGCUUUGGGAUAAUUUCAACGGGGGUUUGGUUGGGCUCAGUAUUGGGCCUAACUGAACCUUGCUAGGAUAACACCAAUUAGGGUAAACACAACAUGGACGGGGAAGAGAAAAUCCCUAUCAAUGUGUGCUCCUUUGAGGAGUUCAGGUCGCUAGGGCUAAGUUCAGCCCUAGCUGGGAUAAUUCAGGGGAUUCGAAUGGAUCAGGGGGAGAUAACCCCUGAGCUAUUUGAGAGCAGCCCAGCGCUAUGCAGCAAUAGGGAGCUAGCACGAAGAGUAGAUUUUUGGGAGGGCACCCAAGGGGUAGAGGGCAGUAUUUUUAUUACCCCUAGGGGACGCCUCACUGCGAGCACCCCGCAUAGCGAGUCUGACCAAAAUGGGGUGGCAGGUUCCGGGGGUGUUUACUCCUAUGACCAACAUCAGCCCCCUAGGUCAAGUCAAAGUAACCAGUCUAGUGGGUCCUGGGGCGCCAGCUCAUCUCACUUCCGGGAGGAGCGGGGGCCCGAGCCCCCAAGCACCCGAGAGGCAAGUAUGAGAGUUGGUGUAGAGCCGAGGGUCAGACCCAGGCACCUAAUAGGCGAAGAGGCUAAUGGGGCCUAUGCGAAUAGAGGCAUGCAGGUAAGUGGUGAUUCAAGCGAAUGGUCCGGAGGUGAUGACCUCCCCGCUAGGCAUCCCUCCCAAGGGGGGAGGCAAGGGGCAAGUAUAAAGACCAGGGUAGGAGACGGGAGGGGCUCCUCAGCCCCACCCCCUACCCCAGAUUACAGCGCAAGGAAUGUGCGGGCGGGUAUGACACGCCCAGCCCAGUACAGUUCAUCUUCGCCGCUUAGUAGCCCGGCUGCGUCACCUGCGAAUUCUAGUGGUUCCUCAGGAAGGGGGACUGGUGGUGGAUUACCAUAUUACACGCUGCCAAAGUCCCUCACUUUCAACGGCAAGGGUAACUGGAGGGCUUUCUUCAGAAAGUUCUCCGCCUUUGCUGAUCACCAUAAUUGGACUGCAAUGGAGCGCGUAAGCCAGCUAUACUGGGGCCUGAAAGGGAAGGCUGAAGAUUAUUUGCUAAUGGUCUUGGACCAAGAGCCAAAUAUGCCAUAUGCAGGUCUAGUGGCCCGGCUGCAGCACAGGUUCGGGGAGGAAGGGCUCUCUGAAUCUGCUCAGCUGGAGUUUGUGGCAGCCAAGCAGGGACCCACUGAAUCCCUGCCAGACUGGGCAGACCGGGUGCUCCAGCUAGCAGCGCGUGCUUUUCCAGGGGUCAAUGGGUCCUACCCGAAUAGACAGGCGGUCCUUCGCCUGUGCCAGGGCGCCCUCAACCGAGAGGCGGGGUGCCACGCGCUUACGCGGAAUCCAUCUACCGUGAAUGAGGCGCUUAAGUAUAUUGAGUGGCACCAACACGUGCACCGCGCAAUGUACGGGCGUCCCAAGGCAGUGUCUAAGGCUAAUGAAGGGGAGGUCCGUAAGGUGGAACUACCCCAAGGGAACAAUGCAGCCCUUGAGCAAAGGUUGGUGAACCUAGAACGCAAGACCGAUGAACGCUUGGGCCACAUCGAGCGGGAUCUGCAGCGUCUGGGUGGUUUGGAACGGGACCUCAAGAAGGUCCUGGAGGCUAUCCAGACUAGGCCCCAACCAGCGCGUGAACGCGGGAGGUCACCCGGUCGGGACCGGUGCUACGAGUGCGGCGGGAUUGGCCACUACAGGAACAAUUGUCCUUCGGUCCAGGAAAACAGGGCCAAGGUACAAGUUUCCUUUGUAGGGGACCAGGAGGAGGAAAACUCCAGCGGGUCGGAGGAGCUGGCCAGCCCCCGGCCCCCACCGCCAGAGGCCAAAUAGAGGGUUCCAAGCUAGCAAGCAGCUCAGAGGGGCCAUCCGUAGGCUCAUCUGAAGGAAUAGCAGAGGGCGUGUCGGAGCGCCUGAUAGUCCCAGGGAAUAAUGUAACCCGAAUAGCUACUUAUGUAGAGGCUGCGGCGGGGGAUCCAGUAGGUCCCUCGAACACCCGAAUAUCAGACCUGGGUGAAGCCAUUCUGGAAUCAGUUCCAGAUGCUCUCCCAGGGCUUGGGUGUGCAAGCGAGAUUGAAGAGGUAGUGGUGUGUAGGUUAGAGUCGCGCUCUACUCUCAAGGUCUCAGUUGUUAUAGGGGGGCAGCCAGUAAGCGCAGUUGUCGAUACCGCAGCCGAGGUAUCCAUCAUCUCGGAUAGGCUCCUGCAGUCACUGGACCCCCAGCCCCCUAAGUUGAGAGAAGUGAUCCUACAUGCAGCGGGACGGGAUAUGAAGAUGAGGGGGACAAUUGUCGGUCCCCUUUCCAUAGAGCUUGGGAACCAGACGUUCUCGGAGGAAGUAUAUGUAGCCCCUAUAGCUGAUCAUAUGCUCCUGGGAUUAGAUUUCCUCAGCAAACGCAAGGCUGCGAUUCAUCUCCAAGAUCCGCAUAUGCAGUUGGGAGGUCAGAGAAUUCCGCUUUGGUAUAGUGAUGACCCUGGGCGGCAGAUCGCCCGGGUUCAUUUGCACAAGCGAGUAAUUGUUCCUCCGAAUGCAGUUAAGCGGAUCACCGGCAUUAUAGACCAACGUUUAGGGGAUUUCAUGUUUAACCCUUAGGAUGGCUUACGGCUCCUAGUUCCCGGUUUGGUUUACAGGGCUGGGAAAACAGAACCCAUCUGAUAGGCACCUUAAGGUAACCUGCUCUGAGGUGCUGGGGGAAACU
This is a messenger RNA of Lytechinus pictus (painted urchin), 3549 nucleotides long. RefSeq lists its product as uncharacterized. The record is from RefSeq and is a predicted model, not a curated record. The transcript has 2 exons. NCBI's taxonomy places the organism in Eukaryota, Metazoa, Echinodermata, Echinoidea, Temnopleuroida, Toxopneustidae. Gene Ontology annotation, molecular function: nucleic acid binding; zinc ion binding. Bases 961 to 2685 code for a protein of 574 amino acids.